Molecule: messenger RNA, 3337 nt
Organism: Homarus americanus (American lobster)
Lineage: Eukaryota; Metazoa; Arthropoda; Malacostraca; Decapoda; Nephropidae
Product: ankyrin-3-like
Exons: 13
Coding region: 352-2634 (760 amino acids)
Biological process (GO): protein localization to ciliary inversin compartment
Cellular component (GO): ciliary inversin compartment
Molecular function (GO): protein binding
Source: RefSeq, a predicted model, not a curated record
UCGAUGCUGCUAUAAGUCGGGUACACCGUAACACAGAUGGUAUUUUUACUCGUCACGCAGAAAUGUACCGUAAAAUUAACAUGUUAUCGAUAAAAGAAAUGUCAAAUUUUGUACAACAUUUUAAUAUACACAAUUAAUAAUGACAAUUUAUGGGUAAAAUAUGGAGUGCCUUGUGUUGUUGGUGGUUAAAUAUUGGCAGUACGGUAGAGUGUUGCUGGCAGCCUGAGUUGUUUACUGUGUAGGUGGGUCGACUCCAAUGGAACCUCCUCUAGGGACAUCUCAGCUCAAGCAGGCUGAUGCACAUACAAGAUCUGGCCUUGCACAAACACUGACUGUGCCACGUAACCAACAAUGGCUACACUUGCAGCAAUGGCUGACCUGUUGUAUGAGGCUAUCAACAUUGGAGAUGUGGAUACUGUUAUGGAUUUGUUAAAGAAAGGUGCCAAUGUGAAUGUGCUUCCAUCAUGUGGGCGAACAGCAUUAGGUCGUGCGGCACAAUUAGGACACCUGGCUAUUGUGUGCCUUCUCCUGGAUGCGGAGAAAUUUUUCAUUACACCAGAGGAAGAAGAUGUGGACACAGAAGCUUUGUUUUCGUGUGUGACAUCUAAUGCUGGCUCAGGUGUUGCUCAAGCAUCCAGCUCAUCAGCAUGUGCAUCACUCGUCACUGCCUCCAAAACAGCAACAUCUCCAGAAACGUGGCCUUUACCAGUUACUGUAACUUCAGUCUCGGCUGCCCCACCUUCCAAUCUCCGUCCUUCACUUGGGUCUUCUUUACUGAGUCCACAGCCACAUAAAUGUUGCUCUCCAAGUAUUGACUCUGAAACUUGUACAUGUAGUGAUGAGCUGUGGGGUUUGGACCUAAGCGACACAAAUCAACAUAGUGAUUGGGAACCUGGAAGAUGUAAUCUCCCAAGUAACAACAAUGAGGAAAGCUCAGAAAUUGAGAUGGAAGGAGCAUAUAGUGUUCCUGUGUGUAGUCAUACAACAACCCAGUAUACAUCAAGCAAUAUUGGUUAUUAUGUGUAUGAAUAUAGGGAGGAAGAUGAAGAUACUGGGGAUUCCUCUGGCCCUGUUCUGUCCUCCACAGAAGAUUCAGAUUCUGCUUUGAUAGAGAAACGCCACCAUCAUCAUCUUCAUCGUCACUCAUCUUCCAUUCUCCUGCAACGCACACUUGGCCGAGGCCGGGCUAAUAUUGUAUCCUCAGAUUCUGAAUUUGAAACUGAGAACAGAAGGCGUAGAAGACACGCUCGCCACAAUCAUCGUUCACAUCGCCAUGAGAGAGAGAAUGGUCGCCAUAAAACAUUCGUUAACUCACAUCGAUCAAGUCCCUGGUUGGCUCAACUUCACUCAGAAUAUUUGUCACUCGGCUUGACGUCUCCAUGGUCACUAAACCGUAGCUGUGAUAUCAAUCAGCAGGAUGUAUAUGGGAGGUCAGCACUGCACUAUGCCACUGAACAAGGCCAUACAUAUAUUGUUCAUAUGCUUAUUAAAUCAGGAGUUCGCGUAGACACCCCAGAUGCAGAGCACAUGACUUCCCUUCACCUUGCAGCUCAACGAGGAUUAGCAGAGGUCAUCACAUUGUUGUUGGAAGGUGGAGCAAAAGUCAACACAAAAAUGAAUGAUAAGAGUUCCCCUCUACACAUAGCAGCCUCAAGAGGUUAUACGGAUAUUGUGGAGACCUUGCUGGACCGUGGUGCAAAGAUUGAUUCUUUGGACAGCUCUGACCGUACUGCACUCAUUGUUGCUGUUUCACGCUCAAACUACAAGGUCGUUCAACUACUUCUCAAGAGAGGGGCUAAAGUCAACAUUGAGGAGAUUCAUGGAUAUACUCCAUUGUGUGAGGCAGUAUGGCACAAGGACAUCAAGUUGGUCCAGAUGCUUCUUGGAGCUGGAGCCAAAGUCACCCAGUCACACUACCUGCUUCACUAUGCUGUUCUUCAUAGACACUUUCAGUUGGCAGAGUUCCUGUUGGGUGCCAGAUGCAUUGUCAAUCUCCGAGACGACAAUGGAGACACUCCUCUCAUUAUUGCUGCCCGCACCUGCCAACCCUCAAUCAUAAAGCUCUUGUUAAAGCAUGGAGCUAACACCAACUUUCCCAAUGGUCUCACUGGCACAACUCCUCUCCAUGAAGCGGUUGAAGGAACUCGUGAUGCUCUGUUUACAGAUUUUGGGGUUGUAUUUCUUCUUCUUCGUAGACACGGUGCACGGUUAGAUGUGGAAACAGUAACUACAGGAGACACACCUCUGUACCGUGCACUCUUGCUGGAGAAAAACAAAGCUGCUGCUCUUCUAAUAAGACAAGGGUGUAGUGUGAAUCAUCGAACUCCAGCUGGUACCCCAGACUACCUUCAUAUGACUGCUCUUCGUGGUAAUGCCCCUUUGGCAACACUAUUGAUCUUAGCAGGUUUUAAUCUGUGGCAAGCUGAGUGGCUCAACGGGAUCUUCACACCAGGAACACUCAUGUCAAGACUUGCUGCUGUUAGGUCACAGCCCCUGACACUUGCCGAUCUCUGCAGAGUUGACAUCCGCCAUCGACUUGGGGAGAGGGUCCAAGUGAGUCUUGAGGCCUCUUCUCUUCCCCCUCGAGUAAUAAGAUUUCUCAUGUUAGAAGAUGUAGCGGAGGUGGAUCUCUGACAACCAACAUAAGUUUUAGGCACUUGGGAUUUUCACAGUUUGAGUUUAUGAAAAUGUUGAAGGUAAAGUAUAAAGGUUAGCACUAAAGGUUCUUUUACAGUUUAAAAAUGUCUGGAUACUGGCAGUAGUAUGGAAUUCUUUCUUUGAAUUCGCUGUUUUCGCAUUGGGAGGAAAUGAUACUAUACUAAGCUUUACCAUACCACUUGCAGGAAUCUGUAAUACAGUACACCCUCGGUAUAACGGACAAUGUAUAUCACGAAACUCGGUUAUAACGGACACCCUAACCCUAGUGGACAAAUCCUCGGAAUAAUGGACAGGGGUUCAUUAUCACUUGGAGUUGUCUGAUAGUUUGUCACUGCAUGAAUGCUAGCUGGAAUAACUGUAAUAUACAACAAAGAAUAACAAACAAGCUGAAAAACUUGAGCAAUAAACAACCAUUAUCACACACAUGCAUUUUUCUACUCAUCAUCACCACACUUAUUAUAUGCGCCUUUAUCCUGGGCUUCCUUGCUGUACCCCCUGGACCUUGCUACCAGGCCAAAGGGAAAAAUUUCUAACUGUUCCCCAUCUGUAAGGUGUAUGUUUUUAUGGUUAUUUUUUCACUUAAAAUGUUGGAUAGAUAUAAAAAAAUUCAAAUUUUCUUUUACUCUGUUACAUGAGCACAGAAGCCUUCAAAUGUAUACAGUAUACAGAAAGUGAAAAA